Trichobilharzia regenti is the source of this 283-nucleotide messenger RNA. NCBI's taxonomy places the organism in Eukaryota, Metazoa, Platyhelminthes, Trematoda, Strigeidida, Schistosomatidae. The record is from the annotation of a GenBank genome assembly.
CGUGUACGCACCGUCUACCUCCAUCGUCAACCAACUGGUCGUCGUGGUAAUCGUCGCCUUGUUGUCCCAGUGAAACCUGCACCACCAAAUCCCUCUUGUCUGGUGUGUAGUGAUACAAUCAAAAAUUCCCAGCUACGCUUAGUCUGUGCACCAGAAAUGCUCACCCUGCGUAUUCUACGUGAUCGUAUUCUAAUCCGACAUUUAGGCAUGUUAGCGCCAGAUGUAGAACUGUCUGAUCGUGGUGUUAUUUUGAUAUCAAGUGAAGAGGGUGAAACAGACGAAG